This is a messenger RNA of Morchella sextelata, 990 nucleotides long. RefSeq lists its product as uncharacterized. Gene Ontology annotation, molecular function: RNA binding. NCBI's taxonomy places the organism in Eukaryota, Fungi, Ascomycota, Pezizomycetes, Pezizales, Morchellaceae. The record is from RefSeq and is a predicted model, not a curated record. The transcript is spliced from 4 exons. Gene Ontology annotation, biological process: positive regulation of mRNA splicing, via spliceosome. Bases 1 to 990 code for a protein of 329 amino acids. Gene Ontology annotation, cellular component: spliceosomal complex.
AUGACUAUGGAUUACGAAAACGAAAGCCGUGGAUACGAUGAGGACAGAGAGCAGUACCAGCGCGACGAGCGUUCUGUUUCUCCUAGAGGCAGACGCGGAGAUUCGGCUCCCAGGCGUGAUCGCGUUAGAAGCGCGUCCCCUGGGGGUAGGGGCGAACGCUCCGUUCCACCAGAGUCAAGACCUGAUGACCGCCGUGCUCUUGACACAGCGUCAAACACGUCUGAACGCGGUGGUCACCGUGGCGGAAAUGGCGGCUCACCAGUUGAUGGUGCCACCAACACUGGUACCAACCUUUUCGUGACUGGAAUCCAUCCUCGUCUUACUGAAGAUGACGUAACCCGUCUCUUCGCCAAGUAUGGUGAGGUUGAGAAGUGCCAGAUCAUGUUGGAUCCUCACACCAAGGAGUCCCGUGGAUUCGGAUUCGUCAAGAUGGCCACUCUUGAGCAGGCCGACGGCGCUAAGGAGGGCUUGCAAGGCGAGGUCUUCGAGGGUAGAACCUUGAGCAUCGAGAAGGCCAGGAGAAGCCGUCCCAGAACGCCAACUCCAGGGAAAUACUUUGGACCACCCAAGAGAGAUGAUUUCCGCCGUGGACCCCCACCUCCACGUUAUGAUGACCGUGGCGGCGGGCGUUACCCUCCUCGUGGUGGACGCUACGAUGAGUAUGACCGUGGCUACUCUUCACGCUACGAUGAUCGUGAUGGUCGUGGUGGCGACCGCUACUACCGCUCUCGUGAGCCCCGUGAUGACUACCCCCCUCCCCGUGGCGUGGAUCGUUAUGCAUCAAGCCGUGGCGAUGAUCGCUACACUCGUGAGGACCGCCGCGCUCCAAGGGAGCCGGGAUACACCAGCUAUGCCGAGCGUGAGCCUGGUUACUCCCGAACUGCCGCUGCUGAGCCUGCCGUUCCCCCUGCUGGCAGCGAGAGCGGUGGCAGAGGAGGUUAUGGUGGGUAUCGUGAUGAUCCCCGCGAUGACCGCAGCUACAGGAGGUAA